GUCAUCCAAAUCUAGCUGUCGCGACAAUAUUUCUCCAGUACUUCAAGCGACUGUGGGUAUUCCGACAUUCCUCUUGCAAACGUAACAACCGGCGGUUUCCAAAAUUGCAGCGUACCAUCGACUCGGUUUUGUCACGUCAUUGAAUCGAGUCAUCGUUUCGAGUAAUGUUGAUUGGUGGAGGUUUGCGACAGAUUUCUCCGUGAAGACACGCUGUGCAUUGUCUGUCUUGAAUGUUAUGACGAUGUGAAAGUACAUGUCAGUUUAAAUUACGAAACGUUUUGUGUGUGCUAGGGAAACGUGCUGAUUGGAAUGGGUUUUCGAAGUUUACUUCGAUUACGGAGACCUCAGCGAGCUGGUAAGCUUUUAAUUUUUGUGGUAGCAGCUUGUUCAAUCUCAUUUCUCUUCAUCAAGUAUUCUGAACGUAAUAGAAACGCGAGCGUUGUCAUCGAGAAUGUCGUGACAAACCUUGUUCAACCCUUCGCUGAUGAGAAAUCUACCGCGAACCUUUCGCUGAAUGUGUACGUUUGGCGUGAAUUGUGCGGUAUGAACGUUCAAGACAUGAAACAAACACCGACAUUUCCAUAUUACCCCGAUCAAAAGGAGUUUUUAAACGAUGUAUUCGAAGUUUCCGAUAACACAGAAUACUACGGACAGCGUAUAUUCGGCUUUCUACAACCACCAACAAGUGGACCUUAUCGUUUUGCGAUUGCCUCCGACGAUUCGUCGGAAUUGUGGCUUAGUGAAAGCGAAGAUCCCAAAGGGAAACGCUUAAUUUCUCGGGUAUUUGACGAGAAAGCGUGUUGUGGCUGGACAAAGAAGGAUGAACUGAAUAAAUACCCCACGCAAAUGUCUCGAUUCGUGAGCCUUCAACGAGGGAAUCGAUACUACAUUGAAGUCAUCCAUAAACAAGGUGUUGGUGACGGAUUUGCACAAGUUUUUUGGAGCACGCCUUCAGAAGCAGAAUUUCGACUUAUCUCUUUUGAGCAUUUUCGUCAGUACUCAAACAAUUCAGUGGUUUUGGCGAAAAAGGAUGCCUAUCACAUGGCGUUUUCAAACAAAUACCAAAGUCAAUUCGAAAUGAAAGUAAACAUGGAAAGCCGUAGGACGCUCAAGUUUUAUUCAUUAUCGUUAGUUCCAAAGGCCAAUUAUUUACCUCUUUGUGAGUACAAAUCUAGUGCUGUUUGGAACUUGGUGUGGAAUGCGAGCGUGAUCAGUCAGUAUGAAAGUUUAAAACUGCUUUAUUUAUCCAAUGUUUACCCGCCAGAUGAUACUAGUAUGGGGGACAGCGGAAUCGUAAUGGGAUGGCCUAACCGUGUUGCUGACAAAGAGAUUGUAGAGUCAGUUGUAAACAAAACGAUUGGUUCUCUUCGCCGUUACACAUCCAGGUAUGUAUCGUUUACAUUAAGACGCUGUGUAGUGAAGUAUAGGGAUUUUAUUUUCCUUCAAGGCGCUAAGUAGCGCGUGAAACGGAUAACGUAAAUUUUGAGAAACAUGGACGGAGGACGGUCGACCAGAGAAUUAUCUGUUUGGCUCCCGAAGAUCGUUACACGUACUGCUGAACCAUGAAAUACACAGUAACACUCGUCCAUUUGCUGUUUGUGAGUUGGAACGCUCUGUGCCAGCAAAUUGUCGGAAAUGUGUCAAAUGUACCUGCAGGUCGAGUCCAAAGUACAUCGACUCCGACGUCCAAAAAAAAAACCACAAUUUUUAAGAUAAAUCAACGCUCUUUAGCCACUGUUUUAUCGUAAAUGGAUAAAGAUGAUGUUGAUACGAGGGAAGGGAGAAGUUUUGUUUGAAUAACCACGAAAUAUGUUACAAACUAUACCGAUAAACUCCCCUCGGCUCCUUAUGUGAGGUUUAUGGUGAUAUCGUCAUCGCAUAAUGGUUUCAAAGUUUUAUAAAAUUAGCCAUAAAUCGCUAGGAAAUAACUCAGUAAAGUCUUAUAGUGGUAUGUAUGUGCGUAAAGCUUGUAUUUAUAUUAACGUUUUUGAUGAAAAAAAAAUUACGGCGUCUUAAAAAUAUACUUCCUCAAAGGAGAGAAGUAUUUAUCAGCGGAAAUGGAAAUUGUUUCUACUGAGAUGAUGCUCUUCAGGGGAAUGAAAUAAGCGAUGAAAAACAUGAAGAAAUCCAAAAGUCAAGCGAUAACUUGUUUGAAGAAUAGAUCACGGGCAUUUGGGCAGGAACUAUGGACAUAGACGCGGUUGUGCAUUGCUCCUCAAGUGUUCCAUUUCUACCUACUCAUUGUCUCAAAAAAAAUGGUUCUAAUUUGAGCCCCGCGGGGGAGGGGUGGGAAAAAAUAGAAACAAAAUAAAUGAGGAUAAUUGAAAUGUUUUAAAAACGCGGGAAGACACGGCAAAAGGCUUUCCUAUUUAAUCUUCGCCUACAACAACAUGGCAGGUUCUUUUACCGUCGUCCUUUGCGAUUUUAAUUCUUUUGUAUCGUUUGAAGUAUGACUGACGGCAACACCGUAAAUGGAUCAUUGCAAAACUAAAUUUAGGUUGUCGAAAGAUAAGAUCUUACUAUGCAGCAUUCCAGAUUAGUGACGCGUCACGGUAAUCUCUUUAGUAAACUAUGUCAAACUGAGACACACUAAUAAGCGAGAUACUCAUUGAAUAGAACUGAGGAUGUGAACAGAUUUUAAGAGUGUGAUAAAUUCUAAGGCUGCCUUUGAUUAAGCCUUUUUAAUUUGAUCUUCAAGUACUUAACGCAGAAAGUGCACAAACCAUAAGGCUUUCAUUCCUUUCUUUCGUCUUGAGCCUUAGCGCCAACGCACUUAACGAUUUUUAUUCGAGGGUUGUCGAUCCUUUUCUUCGUUAACCCUUUAACUCUCAUAAGUGACCGAGACAGAAGUUCUCCCCACAAUAUCAAUACAAUAUCAACCAGAUAAGUGAUGAGAAUAAAGAAAUAUAUCAAUUUGGGGGUAAUUAGUUGAUCCAAUACUAAAUUCUCUGACCUAAUACUAUAAGAAUUGUAUGGUUGACAGUAAGGAGAAAGACAAAUUUGAUCUAGGUGUUAAAAGGGUCGAUAAACUCGACUUUUCUUGUCAGUAAAGGGUUAUUGUGUUUAUAUAAUUGUUCUUAAGAAUAUAAGUACCCUAAUUAAAUAUCACUUAAUCAAACAUCACGGUGGAUAUUUUAAAAGGGAAAGUUAUUACAAUAUCUCUGAAAGUUAAUUGAAAAGAACUUCACAUGGUUUCUUUUUGUGAAAGUCUUUUCCGUCUUAAAUCUACGGGGAACGAGUUCCAAAUUUUUGCUUUCCGGAAAUCAAUUGACACUGGCUAGCAGAAAGCUUACUUGGUUUUUCCCGUCUUAAAUCUACGGGGAACGAGUUACAAAUUUUUGCUUUCCGGAAAACAAUUGACACUGGUAUCUGGUACGUAGAAGAUUUCGUAAUCCUCAGGCUAGCACGAAACUCCCUUAUAGCUCCAGCCUACUUCUUAUCGUAUUUUGUUAGACUUUCUGAUAUUCAUAACUAUGUUGCAAGGCAGAGCACAAGACUAUCCUUACCGAGGGCGAAAAUUGUUAAUGAGGUGCUUACCGAUAUUAUGAAUACCGGAGACUUGCAGACAUUUAGUUGCUGCGCAAAUAGUUUGCUUUGUGUUCUUAUUUUUAGAGAUUUACUUGAUCGAUAUUUGAUUUUUCUAAAGCUAACGUUUCGAGCGUUAGCCCUUCGUUAAAUGAAAAGCAAUUAAAAGAAGUUUCAUUACUUAUCUCUCCCAGGAUUCCCAAGUUUGCAGUUAGGUCUUUGCUAAGCCAAUAUAACACUUUUGAAACAACUUAAUCUUCACCCGUGCAUUGCAUCUCGUAAGAAUUUCUCUUAGGAAAUCGCAGUGACAUGUCAAAAAGUACUUCUGGGUAUUGUGUUUUAUUCGGAUGAAGGAAUUGUUGAGUUCAGAGUUUAACAAAAUUAAUUUUCUUUAAUGUAUGAAAGGCAUUUUGUCCAAGCAGGGAAACAAAGAAUAUCAGUUUACAGGCGUAAAUAUUUGCGAAAACAGGAAAAAAAAAACAUGAAGAAACACAAUUUUGGAAGACCAUAUUUAUCCUCACUGAAACCUCUAUUGGGUUUACUUUUCAAUGGUCCGUCCUACUUGAGUUUAUUAACACUGAAAAAUACCCAUUGCAGAACACUAUUUAAAUCUUUUACACCUCAACAUCGGUAUGUUUAUUCUUCAUACUGCUCUCUCCAUACAUGUUCGAAGAUGCUGGUAGGGAGAAUUUGUUUUAGCAAACAACGGCUUCUAUGGUUUGUGAUCAUUUCCUUCAUUCUCAUAACCUUAAUGUUUGAUCCAGAGCUGACAUUGUAUUGAGAAAUUAGAUACUAAUCACUCUAGGGAUCAAAGGGUCAAUGCACAGUCGAAGGGCUAAACUGAUUAAUUGGUUAUUAAUCGAUUGAUUAAUUCAUUGAUGGAUUAAUUGAUUGACUUGUUGAUUUAUAUUUAUUUAUUUACACUGUGUUUUCAUUUCCUUUUAAGGAAUUAUGUUCUGGAGAGGAUCCACAGAGUUAUUCAUAAGCCAGAUCCAGUAUAUGGUGAUCGCUUCUCUCUCGAUGUAGAAGUUAGUUUGGAACGCAGCAAGAGGUCAUUUCGUUUGUCAGAACACGUCUUCGUUAAAACAGGAAGCGGCCAGUUGUGUUUCCAAGAAGGUAUAAUUUGGAAAAAUAGCGUCACAGUGUACUUUAUACUCCCAGUCAAGAAUCAAGGCAACUGGGUCUAUCAUUUUAUCAAUGAAUUAACAAUAGCUAGCUCAUUAACGAACGAUUUGAACUUUCACGUCAUGGUUAUUGACUUCGAAAGUCGAGAUAUUGACAUGGAGAAAGCUUUCAACACCACCCUCCUCCGUGAUAGACACACCCUUGUUAAAAUGACGGGUAAAUUUUAUAAGACACUUGCGCUGAACGAGGGCGUCGCGCGUGUACCAAGUGAACAUGACGUAGUGUUUCUCUUUGAUCUCCAUAUUGACGUGCCUGUGGACAUCAUCGACAGCGUGAGAAAGGUAAAUAACUGUAAUUUCUAAGAUAGAAGACCAACAGUAUCCUCACGAAGAUUUCCAUUUAACCCUGUUCUUCAUUAUGCAUGUUUUGCGUUGAUAAAAGAAAACAACAGAUUUCCUCCGGGGACCAAGACUUUAGAGUGGUUUUCGAUUAAGUUUCGUUAAAAUCAGAAGCGAAGUAAUCACAAUGGCCAAUCCGAAGGAGGGAAAAUAUUUUUUCUAGGCCAAUGAGAGCUCAAAGUAAAAAAGAAAACCAAACUGCCUAAAGUGCGGGCGACUAAGUCGUGAUUGGUUUUAGUUUGGUUUUAGGGGGUACCAUUUGAUCGUGUUGUCUGAUCGUCCGGGUUGGUGUAGUCCUGAGAAAGGUUGUUGUCGUCAGUGGUGACUGCCGUUUUGACAACCUUAGCGGAUGUCAUCUUUAGAGUCACUCUGCCGGUUGGGUUGUCAGUCCCAACUGCCCAAAACAGUUCUUCUCAGAUGUACCCUAACCCUCAUCAUUCUAGAAAGUUCCAGAGCCCUGCAUCAGAAUACUCCAGUAUCAGAAAUGCAUGACAAGAUUUUGUAGAAAUUUCCACAAUCUCCCUUCUCCUUUAUCACUUCACUAUCUCUCAAUUUCUUAUAUCGUUUCACGUUGUUCCUAUUCUUAAAUGUCAUGUGUCGCAGGUCUACUAUGUCAAGCAUUCUUUUGAGGUCUUUCUUCCAUUUUACGCAUCCACUUCCUUUCUCUUUGGACACUUUCGACACGUGAGUGUCGUCGUAGUCAGAUAUGGUGAUUAGUCAUGUGCUUGUUAGCCACGUACUUGUGCUUCUCGGCUGGGGUUACUUCUUGAAUGGAUGAACACACUUAAUAUCCCGCGUAGUUGAAUGUUUUAUAUUAUUGUCUUUAUUUUUCGAUUUUCCUUUUGUAUUUUUAAGAGUCAGCAUUAAAUUUAUCAUUUCCAUGUAAAACCAGAGGGACUGUAGGUAACGACUAACGUAUUCCACGUUAACACUUCCAGGCACCUUGUUUUAUAAAGAACCUUAACUUCGUGUUUAUCAUGCUCUUCUUGUUGAUCUCUUAGAAUACCAUAGAGGGACGCAUUGUGUUUUAUCCCAUUGUUGGCCGAUUAGAUUGUGGGAAAAGUUUAACGGAUCAUCAAGGUUUCUGGGCAGAAGACGGCUUCGGCCUGCUCGCCAUGUACAAGUCUGACUGGAAUCGAGUUGGUGGUAAGUCGAAUCUCACCGGCAAAAUAAAUAGAAAGCGUAAUGUUUGGUCGUUUCUAAUACAGCUUUCGAAAGCAAUUUUAAUGCCCUUACGAUAUGCCAUGUGCUUGUCCCUAUGUAACCGCUCCACAUUCUUCCAUUCUCUUUGUUCCCCAGGAAUGGACGUCGAGAAGUUUAAAUAUAAGUGGGGCGGCGAGGACUGGGAUUUUCUGGAUCGUGUUGUUAGAGCAAAGUUAGAGGUAGAACGCUUCAAGUACCCAGGCCUCUAUCAUCAUUUUCACCACAAGCGAGGCAUGUGGGAUAUGGAACCAACAACAUCAAACCCACUGGGCUAACCGACUGGCGCAUGCGUUCUUUAGGACACUGGUCCGACUUCUCUUACUCGCUUGUGGCACCUUACAUUUUAUCUUUUUGGGUGAACAUAAUAAUUCCAAUGAUCAAACGAUGCUAGGUAUUUAAAUCUUACUUACACGCAUAGUGUCACCAUCCUUCAGUAUGGCUCACGCUUUUUACAUGUUUUUUCCAGUCUCGACAGUAUCCUUUAUUUUUUAGAUAUUCUAAAAAUUAUUUAUUUACUUAGAGAUUUUUGUAAAGAUGAUGAAAAUUUAAUUAUACAAUUACGUCUUUUAGAAACAUAUUAAAUUUAAAGAGAUUUUGAAAUUAAAACAUGUACUCUCAUUGAGAUAGUUCUCAAUUUUCAAUUUAUUAACUGACGUCAACAAAGUUUGGAAGUAAUUAUGAGUCAUUCAGGAAUUUUCUGGAGUAAAUAUGGUGACCCUUUACACCUAAUAUCAGCAUGCAUAUUCUCCAUACUGUCCGCGUAUUUCCUGAGGUGCUGACGAGGAGAACUUGUUACGCAGUCAAGAGCUUUUUAAAGCGGUGAUCAUUUUUUAAAUUCUCGUUACCAUUAUGUGUGAUUUGGGGCUGAUAUUGUAAGGAGAAAUUAGAUGCAAGUCACUCUUAGGGCUCGUUUAGGCAUGAUAAUUAAGUUCAAUAAAGAAUCGCGGAGAAUUCGUUACGCAGUCAUGAGCUCUUUAAGUUGUGAUAUCUUUUUACUCUUGUUACCUUUAUGUGUGAUUGGGGGUAAUAUUGUAAGGAGAGAUUAGAUGCAAGUUACUCUCACGAGUUGAAGCAUAAUCAUUUUGAUUGAAAUUUAAAAAUGAAUUUAAAAUAUUUAAAAAUUUUAUAUUUUUCUACAGAAUCGUGCAUGAGGUUAAUAUUCCAAAUUCUUGAUUGUGUUGAAUCUAUGUACCAUCUUUUGAGGAGUAAAGGUUAUUGGACGAUACGAAGUCUUAUUACCAAGUAAUCAUAUUAAAACCAAGGUUGUGAUUGGUUGAGUUAAAUUAAUACUAUGAAAGUGAUUGGCUUAUUGAACUGUCCAAUAACAAACUCUGAUAACAACUUGGAAAGUGAAUUAGAAGGAAAUAAGAGUUUUUAGACCAAUCACAAUCGAGGAAAUUGUAAUUGUUAUGAUUAAUAGACAAUAUCCAUGAAUUCGAAGUGUGCUUCACUGCCGGUAGGUACAAUUUCCGUCACCUAUUAACUUAAAUCUAAAAAGUUCUUCUUUAAUCAUGAUAAUUCUGUGAUUGCAUUUGAAAUGAAGUUCUCGUAGUUUAUUCUCUUAACACUACUUCUGUUCCAGAUUCUCUAACACACAUUCAUUGCGUAGCAAACAAGAGUCCUC
This is a messenger RNA of Pocillopora meandrina, 7875 nucleotides long. Lineage: Eukaryota; Metazoa; Cnidaria; Anthozoa; Scleractinia; Pocilloporidae. The record is from the annotation of a GenBank genome assembly.